This is a messenger RNA of Anneissia japonica, 1755 nucleotides long. Its product is annotated as B9 domain-containing protein 1-like. The coding region runs from base 99 to 770 and encodes 223 amino acids. The transcript is spliced from 7 exons. Gene Ontology annotation, biological process: cilium assembly. The record is from RefSeq and is a predicted model, not a curated record. Gene Ontology annotation, cellular component: MKS complex. Lineage: Eukaryota; Metazoa; Echinodermata; Crinoidea; Comatulida; Comatulidae.
CCUGGCUGCUUUGCAAAGCGUGGCGGAGUCGAGCCUUGCUGCUGCACUGGUCUGCAGCAGGAUCUCUAGGUACGUCCAUAACAACAAAUGAUACAAAAAUGGCAUCUAAUCCAAGUGUAUUUUUACUUAUGUUAAGUGGACAGAUUGAAUGCGGUGACUUUCCAGAAUUUGAUAAUAUCUACUUUAAGUACAACUUUGUAUUUGGCCAAGACUGGGUCAUCACCUCGGGUUUAGAAGAGGGAGUGUCGCAAGUUAGCAAGAAGAGCCAAGACGGCCGGCACACCUUCGUUUGGAAUUUUCCGCUAGAAGUGACUUUCAAAAGCACAAAUCCUUUUGGAUGGCCCCAGCUCGUUCUUAGUUGCUAUGGGCAGGAUGUCUUUGGAACGGCUGUUGUCAGGGGCUAUGGAGCUGUGCAUGUCCCAAUUUCUCCCGGAAAACAUGUUAGAAUAAUUCCAAUGUUUGUACCAGAGUCGUCAUCAAGAUUUCAGAAAUUCACAAGUUGGUUUAUGGGUAGAAAACCAGAAUACGUAGAUGCUAAUGUUGUGGCUAGAGGUGAAGGCAGAGAAGUAACCCGUGUCAGAUCUCAAGGUCAUAUCAGAGUAUCUUUCAAUAUUGUGAGUCGCGAUAUGAAGAAACUAGGCUACGAUGUCCAGCCUUCUUCCCUCAGCAUACCGAGUGCAUCCACAGCAAGUGCAAUGGCCGGGAGUUCUGUCCCAGGUGCUGCAGCGGCUAUGCUACCAACGGCUAAUGUUGCUAAAGAAGCCAGGUGAGGAUGGUGCAAGUCCUCUACUUAAGAUGUACCAGUGUUCAACUCAGGAAUUGUUUAAUUCAUUGAAUGAUCAAAGUCUGAGACUUUAAAAAUGAGAUGAUCAGUCUUUACAAUUACUAGGAGGCAAAGCUGAUGAGGCAAAAAAAGAGCUUAGGAAAGGGCUUAUAGAACCAGAUGCAAGUCCACACGGAAACUUCUGAAGCAAAUAAUGUGCUCAGGAACUGAAAUAAAAGUUGCUGCUUAAGUAUCUGUAAUGUACAAUUCUAAUAGCUAGCAUAACUUCUUAUGUGAGAGUGGUUGGGAUUCUGCUCAACUUUAAUGUUGGGGGUUUGAUUUUAACUCUGACACACAACAUUUUUCAUGUUGCUAGUAGUUUUGAGUAGGAUUAGGAAUGUAUAUUCCACCUUGUAAAUAUUCUUAAUAACAUGAUUAAAAUUAGUCUAAAUAAAAUUAGUUUAAAAGUUUAUCAAAUAUAUCGAUAUCUAUAUCUUAAAAAGUGUGUGCUCCCCUUUAUAAUAAAGAAUUAUCUUUAUUCAUGCUUUCAUUUACAACCAUUCUACUGUUACUGCCUUACUCUUUCACACAAAUCUAUCAAAACUAUAAUUUAUAAAUUGCUACUGAAUAGAUCAAUGUGAACAAUGUUUUUAAAAUGUUGACUAUUGUAGAUAUCGAUAUAUUUGAUAAACCAUUAAUAAGUAUUUCAUACUGUAUACUGUACUGAUUUUGUUAGUGCUGUAAAUGGAAACAUGUUAUAUCGUCAUUGCGGACUUACUCCCGCAUACGCCCUUAAAGCUAAAAGAAAAUGCAUACGUUUAGAGUCCGUACUGAGCCCAAAAAAUCCGCAAUGAAAAUAUAACGUGUUUGGAAUGAUUUUUUCAAUAAUGGACUCAAUGAUUACUCAAUGACAAUUCCAGUUUUUAUUCACCUUGAUGUACACUGAAGGACAUUGACUGUAAAUAAUUUGUAAUAAAAUAAAUGUAAAUUGA